Messenger RNA from Bubalus bubalis (water buffalo), 1927 nucleotides. Its product is annotated as sialic acid-binding Ig-like lectin 14. The record is from RefSeq and is a predicted model, not a curated record. Gene Ontology annotation, molecular function: sialic acid binding. Gene Ontology annotation, cellular component: plasma membrane. Lineage: Eukaryota; Metazoa; Chordata; Mammalia; Artiodactyla; Bovidae. Gene Ontology annotation, biological process: cell adhesion.
GGUGUGGGUGGGACCUUCUGCCUUCUCAGGGCCGCCCCUCCUGCAUGGCCUGGGGCGUCCAAGUUCCCCUUCUGUGCUUGGCCAAGGCUCUGUCUCUGUCACCCUCUGGCUUCCUGUUGGGGCUUCCUCGUUCCCUCCCCACAUUCGGGGCGCUUCCCUCCCCAGCAGAGGGACCUGAACCAGCUCUGUGCUGGCGGAUGCGGACAUGGUGCCCCUGCUGCUACUGCCCCUGCUGUGGGGGGGGUCCCUGCAGGAGUCUCCAGGGUACGAGCUCCGAGUGCAGGAAUCAGUGGCGGUGAAGGCGUGCAUGGACGUCCACGUGCCCUGCUCCUUCUCCUACCCCUGGGAUUCGGGAUCCUGGUAUUCCUCUGGCGAACUCUUCAUCUACUGGUUCCGGGAAAAAGACCCCUAUACCAAUGAUGUUGUGGCCACAAACGACGGGAAACGAGUGAAGCCAGAAACCCAGGGCCGAUUCAGCCUCCUCGGGGACCCCAGGAACAACAACUGCUCCCUGAGCAUCAGAGAGGCCAGGCUGAGCGACUCAGGAGUCUACUACUUGCGAGUGGAGAGAGGACCUACUGUGAGAUACAGUUACAUAGAGAAGAAGCUGAAUUUGCAGGUGACAGAGAAACCCGACAUCCAGUUUCUGGAGCCUCUGGAGUCCGGCCGCCCCACAAAGCUGACCUGCAGACUGCCACUAGCCUGUGAUGAGCCACAGCCUCUCCUGUUCUCCUGGGUGGGGGACGCCCUUGAUGCCAUGAACCCAGACACCCUCCACUCCUCGGAGCUCACCCUCACCCCGAGGCCCCAGGACCACGGCACCAACCUCACCUGUCUGGUGACACUCCAGGGAUCCCAGGUGGCCCUGGAAAGAACCGUCCAGCUCAACGUCUCCUAUGCUCCGAGGAACCUCCGCAUCAGCCUCGCCUUCAGAAAUGUCACAGCCCGCAAGAUUCUGCAGAACGCCUCAUCUAUUCUCAUCUCAGAGGGCCAGGCGCUGCAGCUGCUGUGUAUUGCUGACAGCAACCCCUCUGCACAACUGAGCUGGUUCCAAGGGUCUCCCACCCUGGAGGCUACCCCCAUCUCCAGCACCGAGGUCUUGGAGAUACCACAAGUGGAAGCUGGAGAUAGAGAAGUCACCUGCAUAGCGCAGAACCCUCUGGGCUCCCAGCAAGUUUCCUUCAGCCUCUUUGUGCAGAAAGGCCCCCCUCCCUGCAGCUGUGAGACUGAGGAGCAGCAGGGCUCCUGGCCCCUGGUCCUCACCCUGAUCAGAGGGGCCCUCAUGGGGGCUGGCUUCCUCCUCACCUAUGGCCUCACCUGGACCUACUACACCAGGUGUGGUGGCCACUAGGGAGCUGGGCUGAGGGGUGUGGCUGAGCCUGGCUCCCUGUCAUGACGAGAUUCACCUGAGGAUGCAGAGCCCAGAGGACAGACGUGGGGACAUCACAGUGUGCUUCUCCCUGGAAACUCUCGCCUCCAACCCUGUGUCGUUUGCAUCUACGAGCCUUUAUUUGUGGAGAUGACUGCGUGACAGUAGGAAGAUUCAAUACCAUUGAAAGGAGACUUUCUGACUUACCUCGCUUAGCAUGAGAUUACUCAUGUUGUUACAUGUAUCAAUAACUUAUUGUUGGUUUUGCUUGGUUUUGUCUUGAAAAUAGUAUUUUACGUAUGACUAUUCCUCCAGUUAUGUAUGGACCUAAAAUACGAUGACAUUGCCUUCGUUUGCAAAUUUUGGCUCAUUCAAAGUAACGUUGAUGUGAAUGGUGUGAUGAAAAUAGGAGGGCUAGCACUUUUCUCCUGGUGGGUGUGGAACUGCUUCAUCAUAAAUUUGGCAUAUAUUUAGUUUGAGAAGGUAGCCUCAGAGAGUUCUUUUAAGUAGUUAGAUGAGUUUAUAUUCCAUGGUCAUAAAUGAGGGUUCUGAGCUUUC